Psammomys obesus (fat sand rat) is the source of this 1317-nucleotide messenger RNA. RefSeq names its product zinc finger protein 728-like. The record is from RefSeq and is a predicted model, not a curated record. Gene Ontology annotation, molecular function: RNA polymerase II cis-regulatory region sequence-specific DNA binding; DNA-binding transcription factor activity. Gene Ontology annotation, biological process: regulation of transcription by RNA polymerase II. NCBI's taxonomy places the organism in Eukaryota, Metazoa, Chordata, Mammalia, Rodentia, Muridae.
AUGGUGGGCUUCCCGGGUUUCGGCACCAACUGUGACCCGCACAAUCGUCUCGCCAGCAAGAAUGCACGCAGACACCAGGAUCCUUCUGCAGCAAACGUUUAUUGCGAUGGAAAGAGGAAGACCCCAAGCCCCAAAAGCAUCCCUGCAGGGCCUUUUCUGGCUGGCAUGGGCGCAGUUAACAAGGCAGAGGAGGCAGGAAGACAGUUUGCCCAACACAAGUUGGGCAGGUGUCUUGCUUCCUCUAAGCCAUUCAUCAUCACAUUUCUGGAGCAAGACGAGUCUUCAGAUGUGACAAGACAAGCAGCUGCCACCAUGCCCCCAGAUAUGCUGGAAAGAGGGAGGGGAAAAUGCUAUACAUGCAAAGAAUGUGGCAAAGCCUUUGAUUGGAAAUCAAAUUAUAGUAAGCACCAGGGCAUUGAGUUAAGAGCGAAGCCCUACAAGUGUGAAGAAUGUGACAAGCCCUUCAGUUUUUCAUCAUUACUUAAUGAACACAAGAGUAUUCAUACAGGAGAAAAGCCCUGCAAGCAUGAAAUAUGUAACAAGGCCUUCCAUGUUCUGUCAUUAUUUUCUGUACACAAGAAAAUUCUUAUAGGAGAAAAGCCCCACAAGUGUGAAGUAUGUGUCAAGUCCUUUCGUGUUCCAUCAUUACUUUCUUCACACAAGAAAAUUCAUACAGGAGAGAAACCCUACAAGUGUGAAAAAUGUGGCAAGACCUUCCACCAUCUAUCAUUACUUUCUAAACACAAAAUUCAUAGAGAAGAAAAUCCCUACAAAUGUAUAGUAUGUGCGAAGGUCUUUAAUUGUUCAUCAUCAUUCUAUAAACACAAGAGAAUUCAUACAGGAGAGAAACCCUACAAGUGUGAAGUAUGUGGUAAGACCUUCCAUAUUCCAUCAUUACUUUCUUCACACAAAAGACUUCAUACAGGAGAGAAACCCUACAAGUGUAAAGUAUGUGAUAAGGCCUUCCAGUAUCAAUCACGACUUUCUAAACAUAAGAAAAUUCAUAUGGAAGAGAAAUCCUACAAGUGUGAAGUAUGUGUCAAGGCCUCUCAUUGUCCAUCAUUACUUUCUGAACACAAGAGAAUUCAUAUAGGUGAAAAACCCUACAAUUGUGAAGGAAGCCUUUUUAACUUUCAAAAUUUUUUCUACUCAUUUGGUAGCCCAUUCUGGAGAGAAACUUCCCGCAGGCGGGUACAAGUGGCGCCCAACGUGAGGCUGAAGCACGGACCCCUGCCGGAUGGAGGUUUGCAUGGAUGGAUCCGGAUCGUUCAGAAAACGCCGCCACGAACCGAGAGUAAGAUUGGCCGCUCUCGACUC